AUGGACUAUAACCUCGUUUUCCAAAGCAGAAUGAAUGGAACUGUUGAUUUUUACAAAGGAUGGAUUGAUUAUGAGAUUGGAUUUGGAGAUUUGAAAUCCGAGUUUUGGUUGGGAAAUAAGUUCAUAAAUAUUCUUACGUCUUCUGGAACUUACAAUAUCUACAUCCAUCUUGAGGAUUUUGAAGGGAAUUCGAGGUACGCAGAGUAUAGCGAGUUCAGUGUAGGGGAUGCCACAACAAAGUUUACUUUGAAUGUUACUGGAUACAGCGGAACUGCAGGAGAUAGCCUGAUGUCUACUGUCGACAACAACCUCUAUAAUCAAAACGGCAUGAUGUUUUCUACUAAAGACAAGGAUAAUGACAGAAGUUCUCGCAGUUGUGUACUUACAUUUCAAGGGGCAUGGUGGUACAAUGAUUGUCAUUAUUCUAAUUUGAAUGGGGCAUAUUUGGUUGGAAAGCACACGUCUAAAGCCGAUGGUAUCAAUUGGGGUACAUGGAAAGGAUUUUACUAUUCUCUAAAAGCUACUAAAAUGAUGAUUAAACGACACUAAAAACCAUUUUAAGAAAGACUCACAAUUUAUUUUUACAAAAGAAAACAGUCAAUUACAUUUUUAGAAAGUUGUUCAAUGACGUAACAUAUAAUCUAUUUGAAGAUAAGCACAGAGUGUAAAAUAUAUGCAUA
This is a messenger RNA of Mytilus californianus (California mussel), 680 nucleotides long. RefSeq names its product ryncolin-1-like. The coding region runs from base 1 to 549 and encodes 182 amino acids. Lineage: Eukaryota; Metazoa; Mollusca; Bivalvia; Mytilida; Mytilidae. The record is from RefSeq and is a predicted model, not a curated record. The transcript has 4 exons.